AUGCCGCCUGACAAGGAAGAAGCACGAAUGGUUCGUCUACGGGAGAACAAGCGUCGGUCCAGGCAACGCCAGCGCCAAUAUACGGUUGACUUGGAGAAGAAAGUGAGAGAGUAUGAGCAGAGAGGUAUUCAAGCUACGGUCGAAGUUCAAGCAGCCGCCAGACUCGUCGCCCAGGAGAAUCACCAUUUACGAGCCUUGUUGGGUCAGCUUCGCGUGAGUGAACAAGAGAUCACUAGGUGGCUGAAAACAAGGGCGGAAUGUGAGGAAAGAAAACAUUCGACGCCACUGGGAGGCCUAGACAAAUGCGACAACCGGUUUCAGGGAGCCAGGCACGAUGAGGGACCUCUUCGUAGUGCAGAUCGUGCUAGUAAAGAUGUGCAUGUCUCUUCAAGCGAGACAAUCAGACUACCACUAGGUAACUUUGCACCUCAAGAGGGCAUCCAGGAUAAAGGAAACGGAAGCCAUGUUGUCAACGCGCUACCAGUCGCAACUCAUGAACCGCAGCGGCAGGACAAUGCUCCUCCUUGUAAACUCCUCUCCAGCCUGACAAUCGAUUCCGCCGGUGAAGAGGUGGAUAUCCUUGGAACGGUCGAUGACAACCUGGCCCAGUCUCCCACUCAGGAUGGACUUCCAUGUGCUGCGGCGUAUCAACUACUAAGGCAACAUGUGAGAGGGGAAGAGGAUGUCAAAUGUCUUGGACAGGUUCUCCGCGAAGGCUGCGUUACCAGACCAAACGGUGGAUGUGAGGUCAAACAUGAGACAAUUGCAAAGGCGCUGGUUGAUAUUUGUCUCUGA
Molecule: messenger RNA, 795 nt
Organism: Aspergillus mulundensis
Lineage: Eukaryota; Fungi; Ascomycota; Eurotiomycetes; Eurotiales; Aspergillaceae
Exons: 2
Coding region: 1-795 (264 amino acids)
Source: RefSeq, a predicted model, not a curated record